UUCAAGUAAGACCCUAACAUUCGACGUGAUCUGUUCGGUCGCUGACGUCUGGGAAUUCGUUGCGCGUCGUGGGAAUUUUCUUAGAGUUUGAAGGAAGUUUUGUGACUACUGACGUACUCUCCAUUGAAGCAGGAACAGAAAGGUCAGGAUGGCAUCAUCGGGUUCUAGGUCUCCUACUGAAGUUCUGGUCAGUUCCGAGUCUCCUACCGAGGUUCUAGUUGGCAGCCGACAAAGUGUGAAGGUCGACAGGGUUGAAGCACGACCGCUGGGCAUGGGAAGCAGCCAGACUAACUUAACCCAAGUAGCACGGCCUAAUCUUCGCCAGGAAAGGGAAGAUGGGAAACCUGCCAUUUCAGGUGAGCACCACUCUGGGACAGGUGAGAGGCCUGACGCGCCAACACGACCUACGGCUCAAACAAAGGAGAAGAGGUACAAGUGUGAGCAGUGUGACUUUUCUACAGCCUGGAAAGUCAGUUUGGCGAGACACAUGUACGUGCACACCGGUGAGAAACCCUUUGCGUGUGAGGAGUGCGGUCUAAGGUAUGCAGACAAGUACAGGCUCUACCACCACAAGAAAACCCAUAGUGGAGAGAAACCCUUUGCCUGCUCCCUGUGUGAGUACAGAACACAUAACUCGAACCACCUUAGUAACCAUAUGGCUGUGCACACGGGAGAAAGACCUUACAAGUGUGAUAAGUGUGAUUAUUCAACAAGCCGUAAAAACCAUCUGAAGCGACACAUGUUUAAACAUCUGUCAGCAGAGGAAAAGCCGCACAAAUGUGACCAGUGUGACUUUUCUGCUGUUCAGAAAGAGUAUCUUAGGGUACACAUGGCAAAACAUGGAGGGGGAAAACCGUACAAGUGUGACCAGUGUGACUAUUCUACAGUCUGGAAAGAAAGUUUGACAGGACACAUGGCUAGACACACCGGUGAGAAACCCUACAUGUGUGGGGAGUGUGGGUUCAGGACGGCUCAGAAACAAUGCUUGAAUAUCCACAUGUCAAAACACACAGGUGAGAAGCCCUUCAUGUGUGGGGAGUGUGGGUACAGGACGGCUCAGAAACAAUGCUUGAAUAUCCACAUGUCAAAACACACCGGUGAGAAACCCUUCAUGUGUGGGGAGUGUGGGUACAGAACAGCUAUCAAGGCAUGUCUCUCCAAACACAUACAGAGGAUACAUUGUGUGAAUGAUACAGAACAGAAGCCGUACAAGACAUACAAGUGUGACCAGUGUGACUACUACUCGUCAAAGAAAGGUGACUUGGACAUACACAGGACAAAACACACCGGUGUUAUACCCUACAUAUGUAAGGAGUGUGGCUACACUACAGUCAGCCAGGCCUACCUCACAAAACACAUGAGGGUGCACACAGGAGAGAAGCCGUACAGGUGUGACCAGUGUGACUACUGCACUGCUUGGAAAGGGUGCUUGACUAGACACAUAGAAGAGCACACUGGUGAAAAACCCUACCUGUGUGGGGAGUGUGGAUUCAGGACGACCAAGUCCAACCUAUCGAGGCACAUGAAGAUACACACAGGAAACAAGCCGUACAAGUGUGAGCUGUGUGAGUACUGCACACAUAGGAAGGGAAGUUUGGCAAGGCACAUGGCCACUCACUACUGAGAGAAACCCACUGUUCUCAACCUCCUGUAUAAGCUCUACAAGUAUUUACAUGAUGUGCAUUUUGUUUGAUUUGAAAUUGUUUUAAUCAAUUUCUUGUGCCAGGUCUCCUUGGCAUCUCAAAAGAAGACCAGUGAAAAAAAACAGGCACUAAGAGGACUGCCUGUAUGUAGUCCAUCAGAAAAUAGCAAAACAGACUGAGCUUCUAAAAUGGCUGACACGUUAGCCUCCUUCGCAGACUUCUAGCAGCACUGGCUUUUCUUUUUUACGGGAGCGCUGAUUUGUGAUUUUCCACUUGGGCUAAUAUUCUCAAAUGAGGAAGUUCUUGGCUAGCUUUUAGUGUUCAACCUUAGCCUGCGUUGAAAAUCAGGAAUCAACACAACCCCGUCAGUAAACCCACAAGUCUGCGAAGAGGCCAUAACUCAUACAUAGAGUCUGCAAACGAUGCUGCACUUUCCCAUAAGUUGUUGAUACCUUGUCUCCAUGGGCUCCAUUGGUCCGUACUGACUAUGGUAAAAUUGUCUCUGCCUUGUAAGCCAGGUUUCAAAUAAGAGACAUGAUAGCACAUGUUUACAGAAGAAGUGGCAAAUUUUAUGUCAGAAGCUGCUGACCAUAAUUUUGACAGCUGGAUUGUUUGUCUGGCUGCAGUACUGAUACUACCUGGUAGAUGACGCUUUGGUACCAUCAAUUUGAAUGACCAGGUGGAGACCAUCUAUGGUAGGACUACAGAAGAUCAACGGGUGUAGUGUAGCCAUGGUUAAUUGCCAAUUCUGCUGUGACAUGUACUUGGAGACAGUAGAAAAGAAUUUUGUCGAAAAUUUCAUUAAGCACACUAUGCGCACGGCAUACUUAAGUGGAGAAGUAUAUCAUUUAUUAUAUCAUUGUAAUCAUACACAUAGAUGUAGGUAGAUGUUUGGAAUAUACACAUUAGGCCAUGUUGAUUUGAUUAUAUGGAUCACAUCCUCUGGGAACCACAAAACUGAUCUACGGUGCAUAUUUGCUCAUAUUGUAGCUGAUUUGUACUAUUUACUCUAUGGCCGAAAACACUUCUGAUGUGUACAUGUAUUAGCACGUUCUGUCACUUAGACUUUUAUGUGUAUUAGUACGUACGUUCCGUCACUUAGACUGUAGUAGGCGGUGACGUUGUCACUCUCAAUUAUUGUUUUCUAUGUCAAGUAAAAGUCUGUAGUCGUACCGUAUAGGCUGCCCUUUAGGGCGUGGUCACGUGUGUCAUGCGAUCGUCGUACGAUCGCAAACUUUUGGCAUUUUGGAGGACUAAAAUGUACGUCUCCUGCAAAGUUUGAAUGUCUUGGUACACAAAAUGCUGUUUUGGAUCCUUGCUGGUAGUUGGUUCUGCCACGGCCUGCUUGAAAAUCCUAUGACAUCAAAUUCUUAUGUGACCGCGCCACAAGUCUGUUCUUAGACUUCUGUGUGCUCAACAGCCUUUUUGUGUAUUUAUUUUUUAUUACAACCACAAAUUUACUGGCGUCGCUCUGAUCUAUGAAAUAUGCACAGUUUAUCAUUAUAUUAGUAGCUUAUUUAGAAUAAUAAUAAACAAUUUCACAACAAAUAAAAGUUUCC
Messenger RNA from Branchiostoma floridae (Florida lancelet), 3202 nucleotides. Its product is annotated as gastrula zinc finger protein XlCGF57.1-like. The transcript has 2 exons. Gene Ontology annotation, biological process: regulation of transcription by RNA polymerase II. Gene Ontology annotation, cellular component: nucleus. The record is from RefSeq and is a predicted model, not a curated record. Gene Ontology annotation, molecular function: RNA polymerase II transcription regulatory region sequence-specific DNA binding; DNA-binding transcription factor activity, RNA polymerase II-specific. Lineage: Eukaryota; Metazoa; Chordata; Leptocardii; Amphioxiformes; Branchiostomatidae. Bases 149 to 1624 code for a protein of 491 amino acids.